This is a messenger RNA of Trichobilharzia regenti, 3067 nucleotides long. NCBI's taxonomy places the organism in Eukaryota, Metazoa, Platyhelminthes, Trematoda, Strigeidida, Schistosomatidae. The record is from the annotation of a GenBank genome assembly.
GAAAGAAACAGCAAAGGUAGUUAGACAAAUGAAAGAAGUAAUCGGAUAUAUGGUAAGAUAAAAUUGCAUAAAGAGGGAUAUCCAAUAAGACCGAUUGUAGACUUCAGAAACACACCAACGUAUAUGCUAUCCAGAUUUCUCUCGACAAUACUAAGACCGACAAGAAACAACUCAAAAGCUAGAAUAGUAGAUUCAUUUGAAUUAGUGAGGCGAAUAAAAACCACUAAAAUAGAGGAGGAAGAAAUACUAGUUAGCUUUGAUGUAAACAGUCUUUACACGAAAAUACCCAUUCAAAUGGCCAUGAUUGCACUGAAAGAGAAACUAAAUGAAGAUAAUGGCCUGAAAGACAGAACACAGUUAUCAGUAGAAGAAAUAAUAAAAGGGAUAGAAUUCUGUCUGACAACAACAUAUUUCACAUUCGAAGGAAAAAUAUACCAACAAAAUGAGGGAGUAGCCAUGGGAUCGCCUAUCUCACCAAUUAUAGCUGACAUUUUCAUGGAUUAUUGGGAGGAGAAUGCCCUUAAACCAUUCAGAUCAUCACUAAAAUGUUGGUGGAGAUAUGUAGACGACACGCUAGUAAUAGUGAAAAAAAACGAUGCUGAGAAACUUUUAUCACACAUAAACAAACACGUCGACUCAAUAAAAUUUACUAUGGAAUUAGAGAAUGAAAUUGGAGAACUACCCAUGUUAGAUUGCAAGCUACAAAGAAUGACAGAUGGUAGCAUAAAAACAACGAUAUAUAGAAAAGCCACACAUUCUGGAAGAUUCCUUGACUAUUACUCAGCUCAUCCACUCUCGGUAAAACGAGGAUUAAUACAGGGUCUUGCAGAUAGAAUACGUAGACUUACAACAGCACCAGAGGACCAGCGUAAAGAAAUAAAAGUUCUAUUCACAAUGUUACUCGAAAACAACUACCCUAAAGAAUUUAUAAAGGAUAAUAUAAAAAAGAGAAAAAAUAGGGUAAAACUGGAGAAUAAUAAGAUGGAAGAAUGGAGAAAAACAGUCGUAAUACCAUAUAAAAAUGGUACAUCAGAGGCAAUACAAAGAAACCUCAAAAAUAUCGGUAUUCGAACAACCUUUAAACCGACAAAUCUAAUCAAAAAUAAAAUAAAUCAACUAAAAGAUCCCAUAAAAAUGAUGGAUAAAAACAAUUUGAUUUAUAAAAUAUCUUGUGCUGACUGUCCAACUAAAUAUGUGGGGCAAACGUCCAGAUCACUCAAAAUAAGAGUGAAUGAACAUAAACGCCUAACUAAAGGUCAACCAACAGGGACAAAAGCUUACAAAAAUCUUGAAAAAAAUUCAUCCAUAGCUGCACAUGCAUGGGACAAAAACCACAAUAUCGAUUGGGACAAUGUAUGUAUUCUAAAAACAAACAUGAACAAAUGGAAAGAAAGACUCAUAACAGAAUCGAUAUUCAUUAAAGCCACACCGGAUACAUGUAACAAGGGUGACUCAGUACAACUAUCAACAACUUGGAAUAUAAUUCUAAAUACAAACACAUGAAUGAAUGUGGAGUAUAAUUCUGAACACACAUAUGCACACACAAAACAUGAAUGAACAAAAUAAUAAUAAUGAACUAUAUAUGUGAAUACAAAUCAUAAAUGUGUGAAUAAAACAAUUCCAACAGUGGUGUGAACACGGGCAGUAAUUUUGCUCGAAAUAUUACCAAUAACAAAACUUAUCAUUGUGUGUAAACUAUUCAAAUAUAAUUAUACUUUAUUUAAUCUAAUCCACAAUGCUCAAACUUUUUACUGAUAUUAAUUCAAUUGACGGUCUUCCCAUUAAAAGACUGGCCAACAAACUCACACAUUUAUAUCAAGCUGAAUCUCGAUUUAUGAACCAUCGAAUUUUCAACAUCAGAUGCCUUAAAAAUGGAAUUAUUCCUGUAUACAUGAAAUUAAAAUCACCAAUAUCUACUGAUAAAGCAAAUGCAGCGCUCACACAUGCCUCGAAAGUAUGCAUCAAAGAAAACCUACGUGGAAUUAUACAAAAGCUAUUCACGAUAAGGAAAGAUAUUAAUGAAAUAAAAGAAAAAUUGAAAGAAGUAAUCGAAAAAGAAAAGUAUGAAAGCAUACUACAAGUUGCACAAAAACGAAAAGAAACUACUUAUGAAAAAACAAAGCAGAAACAAAUCAAAAAAUUUAAUAAACUCAUGAUAGCGAAAACUCCGAAUGACAGACAAGUAACUAAAGCCAAUUGGAUUCUAAACUUGUCAGACAGAAAGUUAACAGAAGCAGAGGAAAGUGUAUUAAUGAAAGGGAUGAACUUCAAUAUCAGCAACAAAAGAUUAAAACCUGAAGACAUCAUACCUGCAAUUGAAACAGCACUCGAAGGAUAUGACAAGCAAAAAGCUGAACUGGUACGAGCACAAUGUGCACUUACAUUGAAAAAGCAAAAAGCAGAAAAACCAAAUAUAACGAAAGAGGAACUAAAAGCACUUCAAGACAUAAAAGCAGACAAAUCCAUUGUCAUUACUCAAGCAGACAAAGGAAACACGACAGUAUUACUUAACAAAACAACAUAUAAUCAAAAGAUGAAUGAACAUCUACAAUCUGGACCCUAUACCAUAAUGACUAAAUCAGCUGAAACGAUCAUCAACAAAACAAUGAAAGAAACAGCAAAGGUAGUUAGACAAAUGAAAGAAGUAAUCGGUAAGUCAAAAUGGUUUGAAAUUAUGCCAAAAUCCUGUAAUGUACCUAGGAUAUAUGGUAAGAUAAAAUUGCAUAAAGAGGGAUAUCCAAUAAGACCGAUUGUAGACUUCAGAAACACACCAACGUAUAUGCUAUCCAGAUUUCUCUCGACAAUACUAAGACCGACAAGAAACAACUCAAAAGCUAGAAUAGUAGAUUCAUUUGAAUUAGUGAGGCGAAUAAAAACCACUAAAAUAGAGGAGGAAGAAAUACUAGUUAGCUUUGAUGUAAACAGUCUUUACACGAAAAUACCCAUUCAAAUGGCCAUGAUUGCACUGAAAGAGAAACUAAAUGAAGAUAAUGGCCUGAAAGACAGAACACAGUUAUCAGUAGAAGAAAUAAUAAAAGGGAUAGAAUUCUGUCUGACAACAACAUAU